AUGCUUCAACGUUCUUUUGAUGGCAAAAACUACAUCUGCAGAACAUGCCAUACUAAAUUACUUAAAGAUCAACAGCCUUGUCAAGCAGUGGUAAACAAUUUAUUUGUUGAUGAAACCCCUACUGAACUUGCUGCGUUAGAGAAACUUGAACAAAUUCUUGUUGCCCAGAGAAUAGUCUUUGAAAAAAUUGUCAUAAUGCCGAAAGGACAACAAAGAAAAAUUAAAGGUGCAAUAUGUAAUGUACCAGUUGAAUGUAGUGAAACAUGCAAUGUUCUUCCCAGACCACCUGACAGAUCUGGGACAAUUUUACUUAAGUUAAUUAAAAAGGAAACUUCAAUUUAGAGGACAUGUUUACUUUCAAGUAGUUCGCCCUCAGUUUGUAAUUAGUGCAUUAAACUGGCUUAUAGCAAACAAUCCGUUAUAUAGAAACAUUGAAAUUCAAUGUGACAACAUCAGCCCAGAGUUGACUAAUUUGAACUGUCCUGUUACAGAUCAAGAAAAUAUAGACGAGCAUUUGCAAACUAAUGUAAAUAGAGAACUUCUUAAUGAAGAUGCUGAAGAACAAGAUGAUCCAUUAAACGAGCACCGUUCAGCUGCAACUGAAACCUGUCUUCAGUCCAUCUUGCCAAACUAUCCUGUAAACGUGGACAAUAGAAACUGUGAUAAUUCAUCAGGUAGAGAAAUUUUCAACAUUGCACCUGGUGAAGGUAAACACCCAAUAUCAUUGAUGACUGAUAAACUUUGUGAGGAACUUUCAUUUCCAGUACUUUAUUGCUGGGUUAAAAGGAUUUGCGGCAAAUGUUCACUUGCAACCAGUGUUUAAUCAUUACCAGUGGAUAACAUACGUUUGUUCUUACUUUACAAAGGAUGAAACUGAAUGUUUUCAAGCCAUCAUGAAUGCCGCAAAAGAGGCUAAAGAAGCCAACUUAAAUGCAAGAGAUGGCUAAGAAAAAUAGGUGCAGCUUUUCUCUCGACUCGUGAAGUCAGUGCUCAAGAAUGCGUUUACAGGUGCAUGCCUGAACUCUGGUUAAGAAAAAUAUUCCCGAUCGAAAACUCUCUUUGUUAGCACAUAUUUUGCUGAAAAUCGCGUUAGAUUUGCGAAGAAACAACAAGAACUUGAUGAGUUAGAUGAUGACAGUACUGACAUUUUUAAGUCUAACAUUAUUGUCCAUUACAGUGAUAGACCGAAAAACAUUCCUGUCGUUAAUGAUAUGUGUUUAGCUUUAUUUGCUGCUCACUAUUUCAAAGAUUACAAAAGUGAUUUUAACGAAGUAUCUGAUUCUCAACCUGAAGUGUUAAGCGAUGACUUCAUUGAAUCUCAAAAUAUCGAAAAUUAUAACACUGGACUUCCCGAUCGAAUAAAACUUGUAAACAGCAGAGAAAUUAUGAAGUGCAGAAAAAUUAAAGCUGUCAUUCGAUAUCACACAGACAUACAGUACUGCUCAGAAAUAACCUAACAGAAAACGCGUUCGGAACGUGUCCCGAACGCGUCCGGAAUGAGUAUUGACUUUAACAGUAUUGUCUAAAAUUAUGGAAAUUAUUGUCAAAAGUUAUUCACUCACGCGUGUGUUGAAUAGGCUAUUGAAUUUCAUUUCCGAAAGAGACAGCCAAAAUAUCACAGUGUUUGGACUUUAUAAAAUCAUCAUAAACCCGGUUUACACUAUCAAAGUUUCUGUGAUCACAGGAGGAGUUUUAAUGGAGAAUUAAUACCGAAAAAGCACAAGGUAUGGAUGGUCGUCCAGUUUAUUAGCUAUCCUGCUACGCAAGCGAUGUUUAUGGCUGAUAUGCGUGUAUUCGCGUGCCACAGUAAGAAACAUCAUCAUAAGUUGGCACGAUUGUUAGUGAUGUAUAUUGCAAGCAUGCACUUAUUAUACAGGGUGUAUAAAAAAAACCGGCCCAAAUGGGAAAUUUGCUCUUAAAUUCGCAAAGCAGCUACUAGUAUCCGGUUUUUGAUGAAUAUAGCUUCUUUGGGUACUUAUAAUGUAUAAAAAUGGAAAAAAUUUCUCGAACUCAAAUUUUGUAAACCAGGGGGGUGUCUUUUCCAACAAAUAAAAAAUGGCUUGCGCACGAAAUUUAAAAGUUUUAACCGUAUUUUGAGUUGAUAGAUGGAAUAUUUGUUGGGUUUUUAAUUACUGUACAAAAUUUCAGACAAUUUGCUUUAGUUUAAGCCCCUUUAACUAUGCAUUUUUCUCUAAAAAUUAGCCUUUCGCAUGCUUAAUUAAUGCCUUUACCUCAUUUGCAUAUUGCUGACAUAUGCAAAUUAGGCAAAGGCAUUGAUUAACAUGCAAAUGGUGAUUUUUAAGAAAAAAUGUAAGUUUGCGUGAAUGUUAAAGGGCGUAAACUGAAGCAAAUUGUCUGAAAUUUUGUACAGUAAUUAAAAACCCAACAAACUUUCUAUCUGUUAACUUAAAAUAUUAGUAAAGCUUUUAUAUUUCGUGCGCAAGCCAUUUUUACUUCGUUGGAAAAGACACACCCCCUGGUUCACAAAAUUUGAGUUCGAGAAAUUAUUUCCAUUUUUCUACAUUAUAAGUACCCAAAAAAGCUAUAUACAUAAAAAACUGGAUACUAAUAGCUGUUUUGCGAAUUUAAGAGCAAAUUUCAAAUCUGGGCCGUUUAUUUUGAUACACCCUGUAGAAUCGACCCGAGAUGUUGGGCAGUCAAAAAUGUCACAGUCACUAGUAUUUUGACUAAUUGUAAAUGUUUAUUCUUUAUAAUCAUGUGUAAUGACUUAGUUAUGCGUAAAAAAAUUACACAAGCGACAAGCGGCGACAAUUUAAAAUAAACUGUAGCAAGUAUGCUACAUGAUACGCUUGCUUCAGAACGUUUGAUAGUUAAGUGAUAUAUUUGAUUGCCUGUGAGCUGUUUGAGCCGGCUGAGUUUUAAUCGGAACUAUUUUCAUCCCAUGUUGUUAAAUUUCUGAAAUGUAGCCUGUGCACAACACAGACCUUUCUAGCUCUGAUUGAAAGACACGAUCGCGAUUUGAAGCAUUUGAUUACAAAGACACGAUCGCAUUUUCGGUUAUUUGAUUUGUGCGUUUAUGGUUACAUACAGUUGAACAGAAACGCUAAACAAAGCCAUUAAGACGAUUUUUUAAAAUUAUUUUCGAUUACAUGCUGCCCGGACUGUGUCGAUUUCAGUCUGGGUCAAACCGGGCUGGUAUUUCAGCCCGGGAUGAAGCUUGAUAUUAAUUGUUCGAAUUCAUAGUUGUCAACUGUCAAAACCUACAGUAGCUCAUGUUUCAUUCGGUGUCGGGAUUUUCCGAUGCGAUAACGCGGUUUUUAGCCAAAGUGGGGAACGCGUUUCCAAGAUUCCUCUGGAACGCGUUCCGACCGCGUUCCAACCGCGUUCGGACCGCGAACGCAGUGUUAGGUAAUUUCUGAGCAGUACUGUACAUAUCUAAGUUUUAUGAGCCAGAUGUUCAAGAAGUAGUACAACGCAACAAAGAAAUAUUUGAGCCAGAUGGUGUUGCAAUUAAUGAAGCACUAGAAAGUUUACGAAACUUUGUUGGCGUACCAACUCACUCCUAUAAUCCAACAAAUGACCAGGAAAUGAAGAUUUGCGACAAAGUUUACCUGACGAUUCUGAUGAAACCGAGUCUUUUAACGAAUCGUUGCCACAACAUCUUGCAUCAAAUCCUGAAUCAGUUCAACCAUCUUCUGGAAUAAGUUCUUAUAAUCAACCCUUAGAAAUCAGUGACGACGAUCUACGAUAA
Paramuricea clavata is the source of this 3712-nucleotide messenger RNA. NCBI's taxonomy places the organism in Eukaryota, Metazoa, Cnidaria, Anthozoa, Malacalcyonacea, Plexauridae. The record is from the annotation of a GenBank genome assembly.